AUGGCAAGAGUCCCGGAGCCUCUAGUUGUUGGGAGAGUGAUAGGAGAUGUUCUUGAUUCCUUCACUCCAACAACACACAUGUCUGUUACUUACAACGCCAAGCUAGUCUGCAAUGGACUUGAGCUCUUUCCUUCUGUUGUCACAGCCAAACCUAGAGUUGAGAUUCAAGGAGGGGAGUUGAGAUCUUUCUUUACUUUGGUGAUGACAGACCCAGAUUGUCCCGGCCCUAGUGACCCUUAUCUAAGGGAGCACCUGCACUGGAUUGUGACAGACAUUCCAGGCACCACAGAUGCCGCAUUUGGAAGAGAGGCGCUGAGCUAUGAGAUGCCAAGGCCCAACAUUGGCAUCCACAGGUUUGUGUUUGUUCUCUUCAAGCAGAAACGAAGACAAUCAAUCAACAUACCUUCCUCAAGGGAUUGCUUCAGCACUCGAAGCUUCGCCGCUGAAAAUGACCUGGGUCUUCCUGUCGCUGCCGUUUACUUCAAUGCGCAGAGAGAAAGUGCAGCUAGAAGACGCUAG
Molecule: messenger RNA, 519 nt
Organism: Malus domestica (apple)
Lineage: Eukaryota; Viridiplantae; Streptophyta; Magnoliopsida; Rosales; Rosaceae
Product: protein TERMINAL FLOWER 1-like
Biological process (GO): vegetative to reproductive phase transition of meristem; negative regulation of flower development
Cellular component (GO): nucleus; cytoplasm
Source: RefSeq, marked provisional